UUGUACUUCAAAUCAAACCAACUAUCUCCUCAAAUAUCCCUUUGUGAUUUGGUUUUGGUUGAGUUUUGCCAAAUCAGGAGGGCGUGUCUCUGCAAUAAUGGCCAUGGCUAAGUUCUUUGCUGCUUUGAUCUUGGCACUCAUUGCCAUUUCCAUGCUUCAAACUUUGGUCAUGGCUGAAAAUGGGAAAGGAGACUUGUAUGAUGAGAAGAUGAAGAGCCAAUAUGGACCCGGCAGUCUCAAGAGCUCCCAAUGUCCAUCACAAUGCACGAGGAGAUGCGGUCAGACCCAAUACCACAAGCCCUGCAUGUUUUUCUGUCAGAAGUGCUGCAGGAAGUGCCUGUGUGUACCUCCGGGGUAUUAUGGGAACAAAGCUGUGUGCCCUUGCUACAACAACUGGAAGACCCAACAAGGAGGACCAAAGUGCCCUUGAGCUUCAACUUUUCCUCAAAAGUCAUUUUUCUAAUUAUAUGUUACAAUUUCCAUUCCUUGUGUUGCUUAUUUACUUCUCUACUAUUUUGGUUCUAUGAAAAUGUCAUGUUGUAUUUUGGGAUGCCCUUUUGUUGUUUAUGGGCUCCAUCUACUAUAUCACUCCUUUAGGCUUGUUUGCCUUUAAUGUGAGUGGUCUAUCAAUGUGGUUGUUAUCAUCUAUGGAACUUUUUUGUUGAGUAAA
Messenger RNA from Lotus japonicus, 670 nucleotides. Its product is annotated as gibberellin-regulated protein 4. NCBI's taxonomy places the organism in Eukaryota, Viridiplantae, Streptophyta, Magnoliopsida, Fabales, Fabaceae. The transcript is spliced from 4 exons. The record is from RefSeq and is a predicted model, not a curated record. The coding region runs from base 98 to 430 and encodes 110 amino acids.